This is a messenger RNA of Diversispora eburnea, 3462 nucleotides long. Lineage: Eukaryota; Fungi; Glomeromycota; Glomeromycetes; Diversisporales; Diversisporaceae. The record is from the annotation of a GenBank genome assembly.
AUGAAAUUAUUAAAAUUUCUUUUUUCUUUAAUUUUCAUAUUCGUAUAUAUUUCAAUUUAUUCUAUUAAUGCACAAACUGAUGUCACAGACACUGAAACCUUUACGGAGGACACCUCCACCAUCGCUAUCCCUACAGACUUAUUCACAGACACCACAGACAUCACAGACACCACAAGUAGUAUUACUGAUACUGAUAUAAUUUAUCCAACUAUUCCAACCACUCCAACCAUCGAUACUUCUUCAACCUCCACUACUACUUCAAAAUUAACUGCUAACACUAUUACUAUAACUUCUACGUCUGUUUCAACUGCAACUGUAUCACAUACAACAUCAUUACCAUCAGCUGUAAAUUUCUUUAGUAUUGAAAGUAAUAAUUAUUACGUGUUUAGUGCGACAAGUCAUCCACUUGAAAAGAUAAUAGUUCGAUUAGUUGAAGACAUCGACACUCGUGAUAAUGAUCAAUUAACCUGUUACGAACAGGAUUUACAUUUACUUUUUGAUGUUAAAAAUGAGAUUAAAGAAUUUAAUUUUUGUCAAAAUUCAACUUGGCAACGUGAUUUAAUUCAGAUUUUCCCAUUGUUUAGAGAUUUCGUUAUGAUUACUUAUUUGGAUAAUAGUAAUAGUAAUGGGGUUUAUUUAGAGAAAGGAAUGGUUCUGAAUUUGAAUUUGACGAAUGGAACAUCUAUAUUAACAUCUGAAAUAACAUUAGGAUCAAUAAAUAUGACAGAAGAACAAGAUGUAAAAGCAUUAGGUCAUGCGGUUGUAAAUGAACAACCUGAACGAGAAUUUAUUUGGGUAAAUCGUGUAGGUACAAAUAAAGAAUUUGUAAAAUGGACCACAUUUAACAUAACUGAUCGUUUAGAAGGAAUUGUCGGUAAUUCGAAUUCGACAUCAUCUAACACUUUCAACGUUUCAUCAAAUGAGGAUUUAAAAGUGAUAAGAACAGUAGAUGGAGGAUAUGGAUUUAUAAUUGCGGGAAAAGUUGAUGAUGAUUCAUUAUAUCCGUGGAAAAUUAGUGUGAGAUUUUUACGACCACAAAAAAAUGUAAUAUCUUUACCUUUCUUAUUAUAUCAACGAGAGGAUGAUGUGAAAUCAAUUAAAAUUGAAUAUUGUGAUAAUUCACAAUCUGAACCAGGAAUUGAAUGUAUAUUUAGUAUAAAUACCAAUUCGGAUUUAAUUUAUAUUCGAAUAGAAUUUGUUAUUAUUAAUCAAAUUUUUCAAGUACGUAAUAAAUAUAUAGUUUCAGGAUAUUAUGAAAAUAAUGAUACAUUAACAUUUACGGGUAAAAUUUAUAAUAAUAAUGGAGAUUUUAUAUCAAAUUGGAAUUUACCUGAAGUUAAUGCACCAUCAUAUAGAAUAUCAUCAUCAUUAUUACCAUUAUCAAAUGAUACAAUUAUUCCAACAACAAUUAUUCCUCAUGGUUCAUUUUUUAGUGAAAAAAUUUGGAUGGUAUGUAAUUAUAAUAAUAUUUCAAAUCGAUGGAAUUUGUCAAUUGCUGAUUUAAGUUCAAUAAAUCCUGGUUACCAAUAUAUCACCAUCGAAUUUGAUCGAUCAAUAACAUUAUCUGUUGGUAAUAUUACAAUCUGUCAAAUAAAAGAUAACUUCAAAGAUCAAAAUAUUAUUGUUAGGAACAAUAUAAUGUUUGGUAGAAGAGAAAAUUCGAAUGUUGUGAAUAACAAAUAUUAUUACAUAAGACAAACCUUGAAUGCACAAAGUUCAUUUGUUACAAAAGUGAAUGAUACCUCGGUUAAGGUGACCGUGUUAAAUAGUACUUUCAUUGCACCAAAUAAGAAUUAUUUCGUGAUCAUAGAUAAUGAUUUCGUUAGAGAUUCUAAUUAUGAUGAACCGUUAUCUGGUUUGGAAAGACCUGAUUGGAAAUUUACUACUGAAGAUGAUGAUUCAUUCGGAAUAAAAACAAGUGGAUUAGUUCGUUUAACAACUUUAGCGUCACGUAAAUUUUACGAAUUUUCAAAGUCAGAUCGAACCAAAUUUUUGGAUGAUUUAAAAAAUGAACUCACCGAAAUUUUGCUUUUAAAUGAUUCAAUAUUACGAGCUAGCGAACAUUGGCAAUGGGAUCCUAAUGUAAAAAAUUGGCAAAUCUUAUUAAAACUUACAAUAUAUCCCGGUGGGAAUAAAACCACCGAUGUAAGUGUCGGGAGGAUUGUGGAUUCAUUAAAUGAGUCAAUUAUAAAUCGAGAUGUUUCUUUAAUAUCACAAUAUUCUAAUACUAGUCUAUUGGAUAGUUCUUAUGGAUUUGUAAAGAAACAGAGUGUUUGGGAUCGUUAUGGAUUUAAAUUAAUCGGGAUUGGAAUCGCAUUUUUGAUAAUAGGCGUAUUAGCAUUAUUGUCAUUUAAGAAAAGAAAAGAUAAAACCAAAACCGGAUACUUACUUUCUGGAUAUUUACCUUUCAAACUAUUUUUAAUAAUUUUGGAUUUUUCAAUUGAUGUUGAAGCAUUUUCUUUAAUCCAUUCUCGAUUAGCAGGUUUAUCAAUAUUUAGUGCUCCUUUCUCUGCAGAUGGUGAAAGCUUGUUAUUUUGGGCUUGUGCCGUAAAUUUCGUUAUUGAAGAUACUCCACAAUUAGUUAUUCAGAUCGUUUAUAUUGCUUCUUCAGUAAAUUACGAUAUAGUUCCAUUCUUAAAUUUAAUAUCCGCAUCCACCUUAUUCCUUGUAAUAGUAUUAGGUCACCUUUAUAAAUUAUAUCGUUAUCUAAUUGAUGAUAGAAAUGAUGUUAACAAUAUUGAUGGGUAUGAGCAUUAUAAUAAUCCUAGUAAUGAUUCACAAAAUGAGGUUCAUCAUAUGGAGAGGGAAGUAGGAAUUUUGGGAGUUUCGGAAGUUGCGGGAAUUGGGGGAGUUGGAGGAGUUGGGGGAACUGGAGGAAGUGGGGGAGUUGAAAAAGGAAAAAGAAAAAUCGUAGGAGGAAUGGGAGUAGGAAUGGAUGAAUUAAUUGAUCAUGGAACUAUAGAAGUUAUAGAAACAUCUCCAGAAGGAUCAGCACCACCGGUUAGAUCAUGGCAAGAUCCAAAUCCAAAUAAAGCAUUUAAUCGAAGGUCAUCACAACCAUUAGGCAGUCAAGAUGAAAUUUUAAAAUAUACUAUUGGACCCCAGGGUAGAGUUGUGAGAAAAAAAACUGGAAGUUUAGGUGUAGAUUUAAGUGAAAAUUUAGAUAAUAUUAAUGGUAAAAGGAGGUCUAAAGAUAAUGCUGGUGUAGUUUAUAUGCCAACUGAUAUAGCCAAUAUUCACAUUGAAGAUGAAAUUACUACUGAUGGCAUUGAAUCGAAUGGACUUAAUUCUAGACACUUUUAUGAUGGAUUACCUGGGCAUAAUUUAGAUGUCAAUAAUGUCCCUUCUAUUUCUAUCACUUCACCUACUUCGAAUGUAAUUGAUAUUGAUUCAUCACCAUCACCUAUAUCACCUAUACCAAUAAAUUCUGGAAUACCAUUUUCAUCAAAUCCAUCUUCAUAA